AUGAACCUUUUAAGCUGGAACUGCCGAGGGCUUGGGAACCCUCAGACAGUUAGCUUCCUUAAACUCUUGGUUAAGGAAAAGAGCCCAUCCAUGAUCUUCCUCAUGGAAACAAAGUGUGGAAAAGAAAGAGUGGAAGCAGUUAGAAGAAGCUUGAAGUUUGAGGCUUGCCUGGUAGUGGAAAGUAGAGGAAGUGCAGGUGGCUUGGCUCUAAUGUGGAAAACCAACACUAUGGUGUCCAUCUACAACUAUUCUAGAUGGCAUAUCAAUGCCCAUGUCUCGAGCUUUGUAGGGGACCAAACCUGGCUCUUCACAGGUUUCUAUGGCCAUCUAGAAACCUCAAAAAGAGGUGGUAGCUGGGAAUUCCUUAAAGAACUUAAACCCCUGGACUCAACACCUUGGCUCUACAGUGGUGAUUUCAAUGAAAUUACUUGUCAGGCAGAGAAGGUGGGAGGUUCCCCCAGACCCUAUAGACAAAUGGAGGUGUUCAGAGAAUCUCUUGAGUGGUGUUCCUUGAACAAGAUUAGGACAGAAGGUCCAAUAUUCACGUGGUCAAACAAUAGAACUGGACCGAGUCAUACCAAAGAAAUACUGGACCGUGCCUUGGGAAAUCCAGCCUGGUUACAUAUGUUUAGAGAUGCCUCCUGUAUGGUCAUACCUACAGUCAAGUCAGACCACUCACCCCUGAACAUCUGCUUAGACUGCAAAUGGAAGACUGGAAAUAGCAAGAUCAGAAUGUUCAGAUUUGAAGCUGCAUGGAACUUAAGGGAAGGGUGUGACCAUUCUAUUAAGGAAGGGUGGAGAAUGGAGGCCCCUGGUGUUAGUUAG
Molecule: messenger RNA, 825 nt
Organism: Carya illinoinensis
Lineage: Eukaryota; Viridiplantae; Streptophyta; Magnoliopsida; Fagales; Juglandaceae
Exons: 1
Coding region: 1-825 (274 amino acids)
Molecular function (GO): catalytic activity
Source: RefSeq, a predicted model, not a curated record